Apaloderma vittatum (bar-tailed trogon) is the source of this 479-nucleotide messenger RNA. RefSeq names its product cryptochrome-1-like. The transcript has 3 exons. Gene Ontology annotation, molecular function: DNA binding; FAD binding. Gene Ontology annotation, biological process: circadian regulation of gene expression; entrainment of circadian clock by photoperiod; negative regulation of DNA-templated transcription. The record is from RefSeq and is a predicted model, not a curated record. NCBI's taxonomy places the organism in Eukaryota, Metazoa, Chordata, Aves, Trogoniformes, Trogonidae. Gene Ontology annotation, cellular component: nucleus; cytoplasm. The annotation marks the transcript as partial.
AUUCCUACUUCAAUGUCUUGAGGAUCUUGAUGCUAAUCUACGAAAACUGAAUUCACGUUUGUUUGUUAUUCGUGGACAGCCAGCAGAUGUUUUCCCCAGGCUUUUUAAGGAGUGGAAUAUUGCAAAACUUUCUAUUGAAUAUGAUUCUGAGCCAUUUGGGAAGGAAAGAGAUGCAGCAAUUAAGAAGCUGGCUAGUGAAGCUGGAGUGGAAGUCAUUGUUCGCAUUUCCCAUACCUUAUAUGACCUAGACAAAAUAAUAGAAUUAAAUGGAGGACAGCCUCCUCUUACUUACAAACGAUUCCAGACCCUAAUUAGCAGAAUGGAGCCACUGGAGAUGCCAGUGGAGACUAUAACUCCAGAAGUAAUGGAAAAAUGUACUACUCCAGUUUCAGACGACCAUGAUGAGAAAUACGGUGUCCCAUCACUUGAAGAGCUGGGUAUGUUCUCAGAUUUCUUUGACAUUGUGAAACAAGUUAAAU